This is a messenger RNA of Paramisgurnus dabryanus, 4279 nucleotides long. RefSeq names its product NXPE family member 3-like. NCBI's taxonomy places the organism in Eukaryota, Metazoa, Chordata, Actinopteri, Cypriniformes, Cobitidae. The record is from RefSeq and is a predicted model, not a curated record.
UAUUAUUUUACUAACAUAUUUUAUUUUGGGAAGGCUACACAUAAAGUAUUUUAAAGUAUUUUCUUGAGAAUACGGUACAUCAAAAUAUGUUAAUUUUUGUAUAGCCUAUUUAAUGUCUCAGUCUUACCAAUAGUUUUCAUAUCAUUACUUUUCACAUUACUAAUAAAAAUGCUUGUCUUAUUCUUGAAAAGUUGCGGAUUUAGUAUCAUCGAAUGUUUACUUUAUUUUAACGUGUUUGUAAUUCAUUUGAAAUAUUGUAACACAUUUAAUUAAUGGACACUAUGUCAAUGACAAAUUUUCAUUUCACAGUUCACAGGGAGAGAUGUCUAAAGUUGUUGUUUACUGGCAUGUGCCUUGGAAUUACAGGAUUUUUGGUUUUAUGGACUCACGUUGGCAGUGAAGAAGUGAAACAACCUCCAACCAGCAUUUUGUUUCAGCACUUUGCCAAACUUAACAACUCCAGAAACUUCUCCACCCCUCCUGCUGAUGUUCAGCUAGAAAUCACUUCAGAAAACGCUGAGUCAAAGUCAAGAUCAUUUUAUUCUGAAAUUGGAAUCAGUUCAGAAAGUUACUCCAGUUUACAGCAGGAACUCUACUGGGCCGAACCGGACAGAUCAAUCACAGAUGUGUCUAUGAGUACAAGUGCGGCUCACUCCACUUUCAUCAUUCAGAACCUGAAAGACAGCUACCAAAUAGGAGAGGAGCUUUUUGUUACUAUCCAUGCCAGGGACUUUAACAAUGAAUCUAAACGUUAUGGAGGAGAUUACUUUCAAGCAAAGCUUUUCUCAUCCGAAAACCCCCCAAAGGCCAGUGUGUUUGGGGAGGUGGUGGAUUUGCUCAAUGGCUCUUACUCUGUGCGUUUUCUUCUGCCGUGGGUUGGACAGGCACAGGUGGCUGUGCGUCUGAUCCACUCCAGUGAAGGGGUGCAGGUCCUCAAGCAUCACAGAGACACUGAUUCAGGCAGAAUUUUAUUUAGUGGAUAUUUUGAAGGACCAGGACCAAAUGGGACCAGGUUGAAAGAAACGGUAAAGUGUAAUGUGAAGUGGGACAAGAAUGGACUGGAGAGGAUGGGGACUGGAGAUUGCUGCUGUGAUUAUAAAGAUUAUCGCAGUGGAGAAGUAUGGAGCUGUCAGAGACCCAAAUCCCUGCCAUGCAGCGCUCGCGUCUAUCACUCUAUGGGCGGGUAUUACGAUCGUGUGACGGCCAAAGAAAAAAUGUUUAUGCGUGAAACCAACAAAGACAUCAAUGGACAAAGAACACCGAUCAAGAUUCUUCCUUCCAAUGGAACAGUGCGAAUUGAUGUAACACAGAAAUGUCGUCCUGGUUUGCGCUCACCAGUUCCAGCUGGGUUUUAUCUGGAUGAUGUUUGGGAGUCCUUUGUGUGUAGCACCCGUCAUUUUAAUGCCGGAACAAUAGCACAGUGCCUGAAAGACAAACACAUCUACCUGAUGGGAGACUCUUCUUUGAGACAGUGGUUUGACUUCUUGCUGAAAGCAGAACCAACUUUAAAGCGGAUGAACCUGCAUGUUGAAUAUCAGGCAGGGCCUCUUAUAGCAGUGGAUGUGGAGAACAACAUUGACUUACACUGGAGGUCUCACGGUCUUCCUCUACGCUUUGUUAAAACACAAGUGACUAAUCUUCACUACAUAUGUAAUCAGAUUGAUGAUCUGACUGGAGGACCUCACACUGUUAUUGUAUUUAAUCUGGGGCCACACUUCACAACAUACCCUCUCGAGUACUUCACCCGAAGAGUGAUGAGGGUCCGCAAAGCUGUGCUAGAUAUGUUACAACGGGCACCAGACACUACCUUUAUAAUCAAGACUGUCAACACCGGCUAUAAGGAUGUGUUUGGCAGUGACUGGUAUUCUCUGCAGUUGGACAGAAUCAUGCGGUGGGCUUUUCAGGAUGUUAAUGUUUAUAUUUUGGAUGUUUGGCAAAUGACAUCCUGUCACUACAACAAAGAGGACAUUCAUCCAGGUCCUGUCAUCAUCAAAAAUGAGAUAGACAUUUUGCUUUCUUUCAUCUGCCCUGAAUGAUUUUGUCAGUAAUCAGGAGGUAAAAGUACAGUCUUCAAUUUUAUUUUAAAUAUAUAUAUUGAAUGUGUUAAACAUGGUAAUACACUUAUAAGUUUCUUUUACAAUAUAAGAAAUAGUGGCAGAAACUGCCGAGGGUGGCAGAUAAAUUACAAACUGUCAAACAAAAUCUGGCACAAACAAACUAAAAAGGUGUUUCUUUUCACUUACAUUGUUCCUACUUUGCACAUUGCUGUUACUUUGCAGGUUCAUUUAUAUAACCUAACUGUGUACAUCAUAUAACAACCCUUAAUUACUUGUUUAUUGUCUCAUUACUAUUCUUUAUAUAAUUAUCUAACUUAUGCCGUAUUAGUGUGGAUGUCACAAGUCCUGUACGUGUCUGCCCUGUCUUAGGGGCUGAUCACACCAACAGCGUUAAUGGCAGUUGCCAUAAAGGCAGGCGCCUUUUUUGAAUUAUAUUCUAUGGGCAGGGAGCGUUUGCACGCUGUUUUUGCCGCCAGCUGCAGCACACGCUUUUGAAAGAGCGCUGAGAGUGGAGAAGCGCCAGACCUUACGUUGUGGUGAGGGAAGUUUACAGUUGCUUUGAAGAACCGGACUCCACUCGCUCACUCUCUCCUGCGUGUUUGCGCACCUCUCACCAUCAAACAAGGUCAGAGCAAGUGACCUUUUUUUAAAGUUUCUGCUAAUAUGACAGUUAACAGCAAAAGAGUGCUCGCGCUUCAAUAUUUGAUUGACAAGACAGCUGACUCUGUGGUUGCUUAGCAAUAUAAAAAGCCGCGUCACACUGCGUUUCCAAGCGUUUAAAGCCCAAUUGGUGUGAUUAGCCCCUUAGUCUGUUUUGUUCCCUCUUGUUCCUAUGUUGCUCCGCCCAUAGACAUUAUAUAUGUAGACGGCCCAUGACGUACUGGAACGUAAUCCAGUGUCGCCGCCAUAUUGGUUGGAUUUCCUCACUAUACGCUAGCACUAGAAUCAAUCGAAGUCAACAUAUUACUAUGCCCGUACUUUGUGCAGCUUACGGUUGCAAUAACCGACGCAGUAUUGCAUCGUCGUCUCUUUCAGGGAAGACCUUGCAUUUUCCAACAUGAAAAUUACUGCAUCAAUUACAACGUCAAGACUGCGUAGAAGAAAGAUCUAAGUACUGAAAUGGCCAACCUGCAGUCCAGAUCUGUCACCCACAGAAAACAUUCGGGGCAUCAUAAAGAGGAAGAUGCGACAAAGAAGACCUAAGACAUUAGAGCAACUAGAAGCCUGUAUUAGACAAGAAUGGGACAACAUUCCUAUUCGUAAACAUUGGUCCUCUUUCAGCUGUUCCUUAUAUGUACAAUAAAAUUUUCCGGCCUCUUAUUGCUACCUCUCCCAACUUUUUUUGGAAUGUGUAGCUCUUAUGAAAUCCAAAAUGAGCCAAUAUUUUGCAUGACAUUUCAAAAUGUUUCACUUUCAACAUUUGAUAUGUUAUUUAUACUCUAUUGUGAAUAAAAUAUAAGUUUAUGAGAUUUGUAAAUUAUUCCAUUCCUUCUUUACUCACAAUUUCCACAGUGUCCCAACUUUUUCUGAUUUGGGGUUGUAUUAUGGCAUCGUAACUAACGUUAACCAAACCGUGUGGAAAUAUGGUAAAAAUUUCGCAGAGUUAUGAUUAUUUUAGUUGGGGAUACACCUUCCUCAGUAGAAAUAAAUACAGGGGGUGCAUUGGAGAACCAUCCAAGAUGGCGGCCACACUAAUACGUCAGCUCCAAUAGGAAGUGUCAGUCUAUGAGGCAUCUACGUAUAGACCAUUUCAAAUGAUGUAAACAACACUGGUCGAGAAACACUUCCUGUUACAGUUUGUGACAGUUUUUUUAUUUCAGAUAUAUCAUUGUCUUUAAGAUGUUUGUUUAAUUUCAGUUAAUUUAGGUUUAUAUGUUCUGUUGGUUUAUUUUAUCCCAACGUUAUUCUAGUGUUAAAAAACGGAAACAGGAAGUGCUUCUGGACCAGUGUUGUUUACAUCUUUUGAAAUGGUCUAUAUAAUGUCUAUGGCUCCGCCCCCUUGGUUGUUGCCAUGGACAUUCAUUGAUUCACCACUUUCGCCUAGUUUGUUGUCUCCUUGUUUGUAAUUUAUUGCCUCUGCUCUGUCAUUGGUUGUCAUCAUGUUUAAAUACUCUGUCUGUUCAUUGCCUGUUGGUCAGUCAUUGGUAAUGUGAAUGUUUUAUGUUUGCUGUCAUGUUCUUGCCUGUGUUCCUGCCCAUGUUUUGUACCGUGUUGAUUAGUUA